Messenger RNA from Solea senegalensis (Senegalese sole), 2694 nucleotides. It is a transcript of the gene plk1, whose product is annotated as polo-like kinase 1 (Drosophila). Gene Ontology annotation, cellular component: centrosome; nucleus; spindle pole. Gene Ontology annotation, biological process: mitotic cell cycle; protein phosphorylation; regulation of cytokinesis. Bases 326 to 2074 code for a protein of 582 amino acids. The record is from RefSeq and is a predicted model, not a curated record. Lineage: Eukaryota; Metazoa; Chordata; Actinopteri; Pleuronectiformes; Soleidae. The transcript is spliced from 11 exons. Gene Ontology annotation, molecular function: ATP binding; protein binding; protein serine/threonine kinase activity.
UAAACUUGUAGCGGAGACUGUUGUCAAAAGGCAGGACGGGGCUGACGCUACAGCAAUCGUGGGACGCGUUUGACGAUUCAAUUCAGCUCCACAUCAGGUCUUUUUUUAAGUAUUUAGAUUAUUUAAAGUGUUAAAUGAUUGUUAUUGAAUCAAAUGUUUGAGUAACGUUCGCUUUUAAAGGGGUUAAGGUUAGUUUUGUACGUGUUUGGGUGAAAGCUAGCUUCCAGGACUAAACCUAACAUCGGUUGAGCAAGAAUCGACACUUGGACCGCUGAACAGUUUUAAUCAAUCAUUUAAAAAACGCCGAAGAAAACGUUAGUCCAAAAUGAGUGCGGGAAACCCGAAGCCGGCGAAUCCGUCGGCAUAUGUCGACCCAAAAUCAGCUCCUCUCAAAGAAAUCCCCGAUAUUCUGGUGGACACACGCACCAUGAGGAAAUACGCGAGGGGACGAUUCCUCGGAAAAGGUGGUUUCGCCAAGUGCUAUGAAAUCACAGACAUGGAGACGAAGCAGGUUUUCGCCGGAAAAAUCGUGCCAAAGUCGCUGAUCCUGAAGCAGCACCAGAGGGAGAAGAUGACAUCGGAAAUUGCCAUCCACAAAAGCCUCGACCACUCGAACGUCGUCGGCUUCCACGGUUUCUUCGAAGACGACGACUUCGUUUUUGUUGUCCUGGAAAUCUGCAGGAGAAGGUCCCUGUUGGAGCUGCACAAGCGUCGUAAGGCUGUGACGGAGCCAGAGGCUCGCUACUACAUGACACAGGUGCUGAAGGGCGUCCAGUACCUGCACAGCAACAGGGUGAUCCACAGAGACUUGAAACUGGGCAACAUCUUCCUCAAUGAUGACAUGGAGGCCAAGAUUGGUGACUUUGGCCUGGCCGCUAAGAUCGAGUUUGACGGCGAGAGGAAGAAGACCCUGUGUGGAACGCCCAACUACAUCGCACCAGAAGUGCUUUGUAAGAAAGGCCACAGCUAUGAAGUGGAUGUCUGGUCACUGGGAUGUAUAUUGUACACUUUGCUGGUGGGGAAGCCUCCAUUUGAGACGUCCUGUCUGAAGGAGACCUACAACCGCAUCAAGAAAAACAAUUACACAAUCCCAUGGCACAUCAACCCAGUUGCGUCUACUCUCAUCAAGCGGAUGCUGCACGCCGAUCCUUCCCAGAGGCCAACUGUCGCUGAGGUGCAGGCCGACGAGUUCUUCACAUCGGGCUACAUUCCCCUGCGCCUGCCCACCACUUGCCUCACUGUUCCCCCACGAUUUUCCAUCGCCCCGUCUACAGCGAUGGAGCUCAGCCAGAGACGCCCCCUGACCGCUAUUAACAACAAAGCAGGGACAGAGAAGGUGGAAGCUAAGGAUGAAGCUGUGCAAAGGGAGCCUGAGCCUUCAGAAUGCCACCUGAAAGACAUGCUGCAGCAGCUCAACACUAUCAUUGCUGCGAAACCUUCUGAAAGGCCACUCGUGCGACAAGAAGAGGCAGAAGACCCCGCAUGUAUCCCCAUCUUCUGGAUCAGCAAAUGGGUCGACUACUCGGACAAGUAUGGAUUAGGCUAUCAGCUCUGUGACAACAGCGUGGGCGUGCUGUUCAAUGACUACACACGUUUGAUCAUGUACACCGACGGAGACAGUCUGCAGUACAUCGACAAGACAGCGGCCGAGUCCUACCUGAGCGUGCGCUCCUUCCCCACUGCGCUUAACAAGAAGAUAACGUUGCUGAAAUAUUUCCGCAACUACAUGAGCGAGCACCUGUUGAAGGCCGGGGCCAACAUCGCUCGGCGGGAGGGAGAUGAGCUGGCAAGGCUGCCCUACCUCUCACUGUGGUUCAGGACAAAGAGCGCCAUCGUCCUGCAUCUCACAAACGGCACAGUGCAGAUCAACUUUUUCCAGGACCACACCAAGCUGAUCCUGUGUCCGCUGAUGGGCGCGGUGACCUACAUCGACGAGAAAAGAGAGUUCCGCACCUACAAGCUGUCUCUGCUGGAGGAGUUCGGCUGCAGUAAGGAGCUGGCGAGUCGCAUUCGCUACGCCAAGCUGAUGGUGGAGAAACUGCUGGACAGCAAACCCACUGCCGCCGCACAUUAGAACACGCGUUUGUCCCUCCCCAACUUUCAAUCACGUGUCUGUCUUAAAUCACUGGCCACCUCCUCCUGCCUCUUGGCGAACAGGGCUGACUCCUGUGUUUUAUUAAUGGCUGCAAUGUAAAGGGUUUUUAUUCAUGUUUGAGGCUUUGACCUGUCCUAAGACAUUAAACCUCCUGUGUUGUAAAUACAUGUUGACUUUCAGUCUGUCAGCCAGUGGUUAGCCUUCUCUUCUGCUCUUGAUAGAAACUCACUCACUCUUGUCAUCUUAACUUUCCUGGUGAAGCUUACUCUUGACAAACGCGGUCUGCUGCUGAUGUAAUCUAAGAUGGCAGGAUCGCACGGGAUCACUCGCAGCACAGCUCAUGAUAUGUGGAUAGAGAAAGCUUCUCUGGUCUGUCUGUCUUUUUUUUUUAUCUGUGUUUUAUGAAGAGAAAUGGACCCUGUCAUGUCUUCAUCAUGUACAUUCUCCCUGUGUAGUUUUACUCUUGUUUUUGUCUAUUUUAGAGGUCUCUUUCAACAAGUUGUACAAACCUGUACAUACUGCUGGAUAUGCAUACAUGUUGUAAAGAUGGUUUUAAAAAAUGUUCUUUCCCAAAUUUAAAUAAAGAUUCUUUUGAGUAA